UCAGGUUAUUAGAGUCGAUUUUUUUUGACGUUGUUGUUUUCGUUUUGAAACGCAAAUCAUAUUGUUGAAGGAGCGCGCAUAAACAACUCAAGUGCUGGAUAAUUCGAAGGACGACUACCGGUUGCUUAUGUUUGGGCAAAAGGAAGAAGUGAAUCACUUUUGCUGGAAUUGAUUAUGGAUCCGAACGAAUCGUGGUGGCUUAUUAGUGGCAGUGACUAAGGGGAUUUCUCCGAGUAAAGUGAUUAUCCUGUGGAUUUACAAGGGGGAAGCAUUUCCAAAAAAAAAAAAAGAAACACCUGACUCAUGGGGUCUUCCGAGUGAUGUGUAAAACGUUGGAGCAUGUAUGCUGUUAUUAUGCCUAAUUUGGCGUUGAAGAUCUGGAGAAGGAGGAAGAACGAAAAAAGCCGUUGAAAAGCCAAACAACCGCCAACAGGUCAAGUGGAUGAGUGAAAAGAAACAACUACAGUGCAAAAUUGAUUGGUUUUUGUAUGGAAACUGACAGCUGCCAACGUGACGUCACAGUGCUUACUGUUGUUGCGUACGCCCCGACAUACGGCUUAAGGAAAAGGCGGGAAGUGUCGAUGAUGGUCGUUGAAGCCAAACAAAUCUCCCCAUCGAUAGUAGUGGGCUAGUUAUUUAAAGUUGGUGUAAAGUGAUGGCGGCGUGGUGCCCGUUGAGAUGAAACAAAAGAGUUGCGUUAUGCACAAAACCUCCGUGUGUGUUGCGUUUGGAGAUUUUGAUUGCUGCUCGGUGGAAUGAGUGCGGAACUGUCACUAUCCCUCGCCCGUUCGCGUUAGUUCCAGUGUUGUGGACGUAACUUUCACAAAAAUUUUGUCGCUUUUCAACACACAGCAACAAGUGGCGCGUGUGUUCAAGUCUGGGCCCGGUCUGGUCGUUUGUAUGAAUAAAUAAUUAAAUAGCCGAAGAAAUCGAAGACCGCGUGGAGCUGUAGCUGGGCUCUUAUAAAAUUAGUGGAAAGUGUUUUUGUGGUCCACCAAAGUAGAGUAGUAAAAUCCUCCUAAAAUAAUCCGCCUCACACUUUUGCUUUCGAUCGAUGCACAAGGCAGGGGCAAAUAUAAAUUAAUUUAGGAAAGAGUGUGCUCCGCUUAAGUGAUUCCGUAAUUACGGACUGCUGGGUGAAACAUGUUACCACCUUUUGACCACCAUCGCCAUGGCUGGUUGGAACUAGAGCCCCGGUCUGCCAACUGCUGCUGUUACCAGGAUUAACAACCAGAAGCCGCGUGACCUGGGAAAAGUUGUGCAUACAGUACGGUAUCAAGUGGAACCGGGCAAGGCAGACGGACGGUAGGGAUUAUCGAUUUUGUGCAAGAAGGCGCCGUCGUAUUGCGAACGUGAACCGUGAACCGAAGGAGGAGGGACACCUGCAGCAACUGGAAAUCACCGUUGGAAUAGGAGACGGUCUUGCGAAGGAAACGGCAAUCGGAUAUAGCGCAAUAGCACAACUUCUCGUGUCGUGUGCGGUGGUUGUGUUCUGCGGUGUACGGAACCAUCCGACUGGCUGCAGCUAGAUAAUAGCCGGUAUCAACAUGUACUUAGUGCAGACUGUACAGACGGCUUCGCCCUGGAGGCCCCAGUUACCCCUACCGAAGGACAUAACCUUGCAUGUGCAUCAGCAGCAGCAGAAGCGAGACAUGGACAAGGUCUCGAGUAAGAGCAGUAGUGGUAAGGACGGGAAGGACAGCAAAAAGUGGUCAAUUGGGAAUCUGUUCCGUCGAAAGCAGCAGAAGAAGGAACUGGAGUACGACUCCAGCUCCGAAGAGGAUCGCAAGGCCGGUUUCUUGCCGGUGAAGAGCAAUCGAACACAAGCCGUUAGCCAACCGGGGACGCUCAAUGGGAAGAAUCGCAAGAAGCGAUCCAGUAAAUUGGGAACCUUCGAUCACAUCGUAGUCAGUCAGAACCAGACCGGCAAUAGCUAUGGCUUCAAAGAGAGUGACAGCGUAAACUCGAUCGAUAAGUAUGUAGUUUCUAUGGGUUCGCUGGAUCGGAGAUCACGCACAGAUCAAGGAAAGACGAAGGAAGGCAAAGAGGGCUCCAGUGACGAAGGAUCGCACAGAUCUUCGUCGAUGUCCAGGUUCAGAAGUGACGAUAGCUUGGGCAAUCACAGUGCAAGCUCACACAGAAAGUCCCGUUCGGCAAGAACCGAACGGUACUUGAAACGAAUGACCAAGGAUGAAGAAGGUAGCCCCGUGAACCGGUGGCAUACGCAGCCGAUUUCUCCUAGUAUGCUUCACGGAAGCAUCCAAUCCGUAGAUAACGUUAACAGACGAGGCUACCCAGUCGGGGUUCAUCCAAGCCUCAGGAACUCAUCUAGUCUUACCAAUGUGCCUCAUCUGUUCCACCCACCCAAUCCGUAUGCUCAACAGCAGCAGGUCUAUCAGAUCAACCCAUCGGCAACAUACGAAAACAGUUUUUACAUUCAAAGUAAAGCAAACUCCAUGCGGGACUCCAUUCGUAGUCCACCGCCAGUUCCUCCACGGGAUCCCCAGCGCAGACUAACGAUCGGACAUCCCAGUGAUGCUCGACCCAUUUCCUACGCCUUCGAUCGCUACCAGAUGAAUGCGCAACCUAAUGGGAACAUCUGGCAGCCGAAUGGCAAAUGUACCAGCGACGAUCGGCUGUGGGGAUCGAACAUAACCCUUCAGCAACAGCCGGCUAUGCCUCAGAGCUUUAUAAACGCACACGCCGUGACUCCACCGAGACCGGCAUCCGUUCAGCCAGAACCUACACAGAAACGCUACAUCUCCCGACAUCCUCAGCAAACCAAUCCGUCUCCUAACCAGGGCUAUGUGGUUCUACAUCACAACCACCAACACCCGCACCAGCAUCAUCAUCAGCAACAUCACCAGCAACCUCAACCCCAACCACAGCAGCAACAGCAGCAACAGCAGCAGCAACAGCAGCAGCAACAACAGCAACAGCAACCACAGCAACAGCAGCCACAACCACAGCAACAGCAGCAUUCGAUCGUUAAGCGACCAAACGAGUACCGUUACGUUACGGACGUAAGUCCACGAUCACGGAAACCCAUUCAAAUACAGGACCGCACCUUUGAACCGUACGAACCAUCCCGGCAAAUGCAGCAAACACCCCCAACAAGUACGCAACCAUCGCAGUACGGUUCAACGGCUUACAUCCGGACGCGGCCACUGAAGCUAGAGCAGGAGGAAAAGAACCCGAAGACUCCGCAGCAAUCGGCAUCCGCCUUCUGGCGGAAGAUCGAGGAGAAGCAAACUACGGCCCAUCCUCGGGGUAGAUCUGCCGACCUUAGACAGCAAGUUCCGGGUGUGAACACCCGCUCCGUGUCCAGUUCGCGCGCACUGGAGAUGAUGAACCGUCGCAAUCACGAUUUAUCGAAAGAGCUGAGCAACCUUAUUUGCGGUGAUAUCCCAGACGAUCAGCACAAUGUAAUCAACGGCCGACUGUACCUCCGGCAGGCGCCGGAUUCGAAGGAGAAGUCCCGUUCACCUCCGAAAAACAAAUACGAAGAAUACGUGGCCAAGACGAUCGCUCAGUCUACGCAGCAAGUUCCCGUACCAACAUCCACCUACCGGAAGUUCAGUGCCGAGCAGGAUUCCAAGACCAACCUGAAUCACCUUCGUGGUCCACCACCUCCUCCAGCGCGAGGAAUUUCCAAACGAAAUUCCUGCUCCGAAGAAGAACUUUCCAAGAAGCAAAAGUCCGCCAACCUCGAAGAGGCCAUCAACGAACUAGAAGCCAUCUACAAGAGCCUACGCUUGAGUGACGAAGACUUGCUGGAUCGUGCCGAACUACGGGACGUUCCGACGCCGACCUUGUUCAACCGACAACCAACGAAACCGGUCUCCGACUACGAUGACGAAGACGAUAGUGGCGAUCGACGCAACUCCGAACCGAACAUCGAACUGGAUGAUCUGAGCUUCCGCAGCCUAAGACGAGCCAACGAAACCAUAAAAACCCUGGAAGUUCAACCACCGUUUGGAAUCCCGAUCGGUCCGAUCCCACCAUCCCCCAAUACGGAUUACCUGAGUGCCCAUCCGGCAAAGCCCAAUAAACCCCGAUUCAUGCCGAAACACUCCCCGGAUCUUGUGUCGGACGAUUUGGCCUUCCGGCAGCUACGCCGCGAUAAGGAUCUUCAGCAAAGUAUCGAUCGAGCCAGCUAUAACGCCAUGGAAUCCACUGCCGUGGAGAAACCCAUCGACAGUAGCAUCGUCGAAGACGUCAAGAAAAAGCGCAACAGUCACAAGGCGACGAGCAACACGCUGGCGUCGAAUAUCUACAAUCUAAUACAGCGGGACGCUGCCAAACCUUCCGGCGGUAACCUGGACGAUUACUACCGAAUUGAUACGAGAAAGGACGUCGCAGACGUUCCGUCUGAUGUUUUGGUAGUUCCCAAGCUGAAGAAGUCGGCGAAAAAGAUCGAACGGGCCAAGAGCGGUUCGCCGAAGAUCACCGGAGGAGCGGUGUUUAACCUACCGUCGACGCUGAAGUCGACCAGUUCCACGAGGAAGGGAACACCCGCCGUGUCGGACAGUAGCAGUGCGCCGAGCACUCCCACGCAGAAGACUGCGCCAAAGGUCGGCGGGGAUGGUCCGGUGAUUGUCGGGGCGAAGCACAAAGCGGAAUUUGAGGAUAUAUUGAAUGCGAUAGCACAGGAAGCCAAGGAUACCAGUGAAAAGUUGGGCAUGGAUCUGGCUGAGCUCAGGAAGGAAACCAAGUCAGUUUCGAGUGGCACCAGUCCGGAGACGAAGCCGAAGAGUAAGCCGAUUGCACCGAAGGAGCCCUCGGCGAGUCGAAAGUCGUCGGUCAAAGUCGAUGAGGGUGCGAUCGAUGAGGUGGCCGAAGCGGCCAAGUAUUGCAGGGAGAUGCUGAAAAAUGUGGUCGAGGCACCGAAGCAGCUGGAUGAGGAGAAGCUAGUCAAGGAGAUUGAGGAUACGUCCAACGCGGCGAUGCUGUGUCACGGUAUGAUCAAUCGGGUGAUGAUGGUUACGCAGCAACCGGUGGCACAGGUGGCAGUGGAGGCGCCAGAGAAGUCGGUGCUCUCUGGAUUGAUCAAGGAGUUGACGCCUCAGGUGGGAGAUGAGGAUACGUUCGAUAGGUUGUCUAGACGAUGCCAAGAGCAGUUGAGUGAGCUCGAGGAAAUGAAGGAUGGGGAGAAGUCUGCGAUCGACAGGGAUUACGAUAGUUUGGUGGAGAGUAUCAAUCCUCUUGAGUCGGAUUCGGAUAAGAAGAGUACCGAGGAGGAGAUCGAUUUGAUAAUGAAGGAGUGUGGUAUUGAGAAUGACGUGCAGAUUACGAUCAACUCGGUGCCGUUGGAAAAGCAGGAGGAGGUUUUUGAAAGUAGCAAAUACAGCAAGGAGUCCAGCUUGGAGUUGAGCGACUUCCAUGGGCCUUCAUUGACCCCGACCGAUCCGAAAUCUUCUAGCGAGACGGAACAGUUCCCAAAAUCGUCGGACCUUACGUCCUGCAAUCUGCUUUCAUCGAGCGAUUGCCUCAAGUCCAAUGUCAGUUCAUCGUCGGCUGCUAGUUCGAUCGUUUCAGCACCGAAUGUGAGUGCCGAUUCGACACUGGUGGAGGUUAUUCCGAUUCCAAUAGGGGCGGUGACUGGUGCGUCGCCUCCGUUGCGCCGUUCGCCGUCGGAUGCCGAGUCGCAGUACAACUCUUCCGAAGAGCUGGCGAUGAUCUUUGGCAUCAAGAGUCCAACACCGACAGACAACAAACCAUUCGUCAAUACCGCCAUUCUAGAGCUGGAGAAGAAGCUUUCAUCCGCCACUGCCAACGUAAGCUGCCAAACGCAACAUAAUUCUAGUUAUCAGCAACCUCAUCAAGUGCAACAAACGAUCUAUCAGUCGAACAAUCUCCUCAACCACCACUAUCAAUCACCACCGCAACAGCAACAGCAUCCAACCGCCGACCAUCCUCGAACGGAUCCCUCAAGCUCAAGCCUCGUCAGUAUCCUGCAGGUGCUUCGCGCAGAGCACGAAUCCUCCGUGGAAAAGCGAUCUCCCCGGCGGGACGUUCGCACCCGAUCGUCCAGUAUCGAUCGGACCACGCCACCCCCUUCCGCACCGGGGCCCAGAUUCGCUGCCGUCAACUUUCGCAAAGUUCACCGCCAUCCACCGGUAUCCUAUCCGAAGAAACCUCUAGUCACGCAACGUUCGCUCGGAUCUCCACCGUCGCCGAACGUCGUCGGUUCUUGCUUCUCGCCACCUUUUGGGACUUCCACUUCCCACCAUCACCACCAUCUGCCACCGGCACCAUCAGCCUUCGCCGUCGCUACUGCUAACAGCGGGCAACAGCGCAGGCCACCGUUUAAGUCGGCCCUGAAGCGGAAUGACGCAUUCCUGAAGACCCGCUCCAAGACCAUCUCGGAUUUUUUCGGCCCCGAAUCCACACCCAUCAGCCGUCUGUUGAAUAUAAUAUGCCAAGAGAAGGAAGCGGAAAGAGCGCAAGCGAUCAUGAGCAGUAGCAGCGGUACCAGUAGUGUUCAUAACGGCAACAGCAAAGCCAGGCCAGCCGGUACCAAAGGCGAUGGUGUCCUGUCGAAGAUUCCGAUGGCGCCGACGGCGAAUGCGUCAUCGUCGUCGUCGUCUUCUUCCAGUUCUUCAACGACCAGGCUGCUUAAGUCACGCAAGGAGAAUGUGAUCCCGGUGGCGGCCUACAGCCACAGUUCGUCGCCGUCGAUCCACUCCGGAAGUGGCGGCGCCGCUACGACUGAAUCGUUCGCCACCAAGGACAUAGAUAGAAUAGCGAAAUAUAAAGCCGACCGGCGGAAACCUAUUUAUUUAAGGAACACUGUCCAAGAAAACGAAAAUGAAAGACUGGAUAAUAGAAAGAAAUCAACGUCUAGAUCAGCAACCAAUACUCCUACGUCAAGUGCAAUUCAUAGUAAAUCUCAAUCAUCCACGCUACAUCAUUCGAAAGCACCACCUUCGUCGUUGUCAUCCUCGUCAGCAGCCUCCGCCGCGGGUAGGCCGUGGCGGGCCACGUCAGCCGGUUCCUCUUCUACAUCCACUACCUCUGCUAGUACCGGCGGAGCAAAACCUGCCACGGCCCAUGGUUCCCGACCGACGACGAGCACCGGAGGCAGCAGCUCAUUGCCACUGUCACCAUUGCAUCAACCGCAGCAGAAGCAACUGCUCCAGCAGCAACGUAAACCUCGAGACCGCAGCAACGUUCGUGCAGCGAAAUCCGAGGAGAAACAGGUUGCCGCCGCACCUCCGCAGCAACAGGUCAAGCUGCAGCCACAACAUCAACAGCAACAACAGCAACAGCAGCCGAUUCGAACGACCAGAUCUUCCAGACUUCGUGCCGCUGCGCUGGGUAAAGAACGAGUUCAAUCAGCUGGUGGAGCAAGCGUUUCGUCCACCGCUAGCGAGGACAUCCACCACCAACGCUUGAAAGCUUUGACGACGGCAUCCAGUGGCGGGAUCGGUAAGCUUCUGUCCCCCAGUAAUAACAACAAUAUCGGUAGCAAAGGCAUAUCGCCAACGAUGAAUACCGGAAACCGAGCGAUACUGGCAAUGACGAAGCAGCCGGCGAAACCACGACUCGUUCCGACAAUCACCACCGUCAGUAUGAAGCAGAAGCUGAAGGAGACGACCGAAACGAUCACCAAACGCGCCGGCUCCGGUGCCGACGUCAAUCGUAACAAGAGUGGCGCAAUGCCCGAUAUCACCACUAACCAACUAGCCAAUAACAACGGAAAUGAUCUGCUGAAUGGAAAUGCAACUAGCAGUUUGAUUAACAACAAUAAUCCCGAACCGUCGCCAUCGUCGAUCGUAACCAGUGGGGAGGCUUUUUUGGAACAAAUCCCUUCGACCACUGAUGCGGUUGCUGUUGGAAACGGCGCCGUCGUCGAAGGGACAAUCGUUCAUGAAGGACAGCAGCAGCUGCCAAGCUGGGAGUCGCCUCGGGCAGCAGCGACGGCUUCGCCCCGGAUGCGAACGUCCACGAUGAAAUCGGGCGCCAGGAAUCCGCUGCUCGCUAAGGACCUGGCCGGGUUGAGUCCGGUGAAGAGCAGCACCAAUCGGGGCACGCUGAUCGAACGGGACAAAUCGGCCAAGCGGAAGUCCAAUCUGAAUCGCUCGCAGCACGAGGAAUCGACGGAGAAACGACCCUCGUCGACCGAACGGCGCCGUAUCCGUCAGAAAUCCGGAAGUGCCCCGCUCUCCAGUCCGGAAACCGUCGCCGGGAAACUCAAUGCAACAACAACCUCGCCGACUAACGACAGUGCCGGUCCGCUUUCGGUGCGGGCCGGCAGACUCGUCCGGAAGUCGCAUUCCGUGGAAAAAUCGUCACCGUCGGUAUCUCCACCGUCGACCGCAGUAACGACCCCCGCUUCCUCGCCACAUCUGGCCACCCUUCCGUCGCAAUCAUCCGUCACAUCCCUAGCAACUAGUACGGCGGUCUCAAGUCCGGCGUCGUCGCCGCUGGUAAGCACCAGCACCAGCAAGUCUGCUUCACCGGCCGCCACCGGACUGACAUUCCUUCUCGGCCGAAGCCCUCCUCCGCCGUCGGGAGGCCCUCCGCUCAACGUGGAUUCGUCCAGCUCGAGUGCUACCUUGGCCGGAGACGAAGUGCCGCCAAUUGCUAGCGGUAGCAACGACCGCCUGGAAGACGUUAGAGUAGAUAGCCGAAUUUCCGAUGGUGAGCUACCGGAUUCGCCACUGCCGCAGGUGGUGCAACAAUAUUCUAAAUUUAGUCAAAUGCUGAAAUCUCCCACAUUGGAGAAGUACGAAGUGAGAGUGCCGGUUCUUCCGCCGCUCAUCCCGCCGGUCGUGCAGGAUGAGGAAGAGGAAGUGCCCUUGUUGGACCAAGUGGACGAGCAGGAAGUGGUGCCUUUGGACGUGGAAUUGGAAAGCUUGGUGAUCGUGCAUGAAGAAGAGCAGGAUUUGGAUCUGAUGGAGGCAGGACCUUCCGGACUGUGUCCGAUUAUAAUUGAUAACGACGAAGAUGACGAAGGGGAAGAGGAAGAAGAACUGGUCGCGGAACGGUUACUCCUGCGAAAUGUACGUAGAAGUCGUUCGUCCUCGCCGCGGCCGGCGAACCGGAUCCUAUUCGACGAUAAGUUUAACGAUGAGUUUGUAGUAAUAGAGAACAGUCCCAAGAGUCACUUUAUACAAUCGCUCGACGAGACUGACAUUAUUGUGAUUGGGGACAACGACGAGGAUUACCCACCGAGACCGGCCAGCAGUAACAGUGCAGGAUCGGGUCCACCGUACGAGAAGAAGCUGGUCAAGAUGAGUUCCGUGGAACACUUUGAAUGUCUGCACCAGCGUAAAAGCUGCUCCCCACAGCGAAAGAAGAGCCUAUCGCCCAUCAUACGAGCCAAGAGCAUGGAGGAAAAUCAUCUAUCAUCGGUCAUUUCCCCGGCUUCCAACCAUAUCGUGUCGAUUUUGAAACGCAAAACCGUAGAAUCCAACAGUUCUGCAUCGAGCAAUGCCUCGCCGGUAACAUUCUCGCCGAGCGUGCUGGACACUCCCAUCCGAUCCAACCGCAGGCAAGGCAUCCUGAAGAAACGCUGCUCGCUGGACGAAAGCAGAUACAGCCGAAGCCACUCCCCGGACGAUCGGAGCAUCCUGGUCAAACACACCCGCCGAAACAGCUUCGAAGACGGAACUCAACACGGCAUCCUCAAGCAGAAAUCCUACGAAUCGAAGGAAGACGUUUCGGCCACCGGUGGCAGCGGCGGCAGCACUACGGCCGUCAACAGUGUCGUCUCGCACGGAAUCCUCAAGAAGAAAACCGACAGCUCCUCGACGUCCACCCCCAACGAACAACCGAAGCAUGUUUCGAUCUCGCAAGCGGUGAUCCUCGCCGCGGCCGAAAUCUGUCAGGACAUGCUUCUGGAUCACGAACACGACCACGAGAUCCGCCCCAUCCUCAAGUCCGACAGCCAACCACUGCCCACACCGAAACCGAUCCUCAAGAAGAAAUACUCAUCCGAAUCGGAGGAAAUCCGCCCGAUCCUGAAAUCUUCUCGCAAAAGCAGUCGCGAGGAGAAUUCCGACUCGGAAGAACUGAAACGUUCCAUCUUGAAAACGGACAGCCCCGCCAAGCGGCGUUCGUUCGGCGAUCGUGAUCCGGACCCGAAUCCCGUUCUCAGCCGAAGCCGCUCGUUGGAACAUCCAGAAUCAGUUCAGGCGGCAGCCAUCGUCCCUCAGGUUCAAAACAUCGAGAAACCGAUCAUAUCCGUGGCGGAGCGGAUCAAAAAUAUGGAAAAGUUCCUCUCCACGCCGUCCCCCAGCGGUAAUGGCAACAACACUAGUAGCAGUAGCGCCGCAGGAUCCAGUUCCGGUGCCGUACCGAAAAAGACCGGCGGCUGUGCCACUUCCCGGCGGGAAUCGUACCGAUUCAAAACGCAACCGAUCACGUCGACGGAGCUGAGUGGUGUGCAACAGCAGCAGCAGCAGCAGCAACAAGUUGACCACCGAUCGGUGGACAACCAGGAAGAAUCCAUCUCGAGUGUAGAGGAGCAUAGUGAAGCCAUCGUCUGCGGUGAUGCUGCGGUGGAAUCGGUGGGUCCACGUGGUUCGCUAGAAUCUCUCAUCAGCAAGGAAAAGCUCCCUUCGGAGGACAAGAGUUUGGAUUUGCUGUCGCCGACCUUUGCCCAUACCGAGUCCAACUCACACUCAUUUAGCGGGGAAUUCAACCUUGCUUCGCUCAGCUCGGACAGUGGAAUACAGUUCGGUCGCGGAACGGAGGAAACCUCCGGGGCGGAUUAUGUGUCCUCGGUGAAGACCAGUGACAGUGACAAGUCUCCAUCGAAGAAAACCAUCGACGACGAUUUGAACGAACUCGACGAAGAGGACGACGACGACGACGACGACGACGAAGACGACGACGAGGACGAAGAGCAUUUGCAAAUAAUCGAAGAGACUGAAGGACAGAAGCGACUUUUGCUGAGUCCAUCCACCGCGGUGCCAUUGACACCCGAUCGAAGACGUUCCGGUUCGUCCAGUUGUUCCAGUGCUAGCUCUAGUGAUUUGAGUGAUAGGGAAGUAGAACGAAUGUACGCAGCAUCGGUGAAUAGCAGCGGCAGCCAACCGGACGAGGAUCAAUCGUCGUCCGGAUUGCGGCGGUCGAAUAGCGUUCGCGCACGGGCCAGCAUGUUCCAACAAAUGGAGAGCCGGAAGAAGGAGAACGAGAAUCCGGCACUUCCGCGAGGAAGACGAGUGAUGCCAACCGGAGCAACACCAACGCAGUUCGCAACCCAAACAGUUUCCCCAACGGACAUCGACCGAAGCAUCCACAACACAAGCAAUCUCAUCAGUAACCUUAGCAACACUAACAACAACAACAACAUUUCGGAUGAUUCCGGCACCGAGUUUGAUCAAGUAACCAGCCCUCGCAAGCCUCCUUUUGCCUAUCUGCCGCCCUCGAAUCAGCAACCGCUCCCGUUCGUGUCGGAGCUGAAGAAAGGCAUCCUCAAGUCGAAAUCCGGUGGCAUCGGGCUCUUUCCGGCUGAUCUCAACUCCGAACUGAAAUCGCGACUUCGCAAAUCCACCCACUCGUCGGUGAGCAAUCUGAAAAAGUCUACAACCGUUUCGAACAUCGAAUGUGACGCGUCGGCGGCCGUCGGUUCCUCGUCCGAGUCCGAUGAAGAGGACGGUGUCGCGCCCGGUAUGAAUCUCGCGAAAAUGCUCCGUAACGUGUCGAAUACGGCCGCGUCGACGGGUGGUGGUGGUGGUGGUAGUGGUUAUGUUCCGCCCGGUGGCGUGGCCUUGUUUCCCCCGGUGCCUCCCAGUUCGUUUGUACCGUUGAAGAAAAGUGAUCUCGUCGCGUCGAGUGGUGCCACCAGCGAUGGAGAGCAUCCGUCCUCGGCCAGUGCCCGUGGCAACGUGGACUCGAUCCUGAAGAAUCCGGCUGUGGCACGGCGUCGGCGGCAGAAUGAAGGCUACAAACAGCAACUGGUGAAGAGCAAGAGCCAGUCGGAGCUUGCCACCUUCGUUCCGGCGUCGGCCAUCAUCUAUCACAACACGGCGAAACCAUUCAGCGGUGGUGUCGGCCCGGUUGGCGUUGGCGUCGGCGGAAAUGAUCCUCUGAGUUACGGUGGUUCCAAUGACCAAAGGAGUGGCGGUUUCCUGAGCCAAUCGACGACCGGAGGAGGAGGAGAUCUGCAGCAGUAUCAGCAACCACAACAACAACAACAACAACAGCAGCAGCACUACUCGGUGCCACCUGGUUUCAUCGGAUUGAGACGCUGCCUAACCGAGGAGAUGCGCCCGGAUCAGGAAUCGAUGGUUAAGAGCGUCUCGAUCGCCGAACGGCUGGCGGCCCUGCAGAAGAGCGGCGAAGAUGACUGGCGGAAGCGAGUUGCCAAGAAGGAUGUCACCGACGAUGUCCGGCGGGAGAAUUUAGUCAAUAAUGCCAUCCUUGUUGCCAAAUCGAUCGAGAGUCCGGUCAAGAACAGUACGCCGCGCCCGUUCAGCCGGCCAGCAGCGGACAUCGAAGGCGGGAACAUUUCCGACCGGCUCGGAAAGAUCAAAACGUCUUCGGAAAGCUGGAAGAAUCGUGUCGAACUUUCGGAUGCCACCAACUUCACCGUGGCGGGCCGAUUGGCCGCCACCAGGUCGCCCAAGUUGCCGUUCAUCAAAUCCGACACAAAGCAGUCGCCACCGAUGAGCGCGUUCCGCAGUGUGAACCCGCCCCAGCUGGGUCUUGCCAAAAGCCCGUCGAUGAUGGUGUCUUCGGUGACCACCUCGUCGAUGCUGUACGCUCCCACCACCCCCAGCGGCGGAGGCCCAAUUCAGAAUGGAGGGGGAGGAGGAGGCCCAUCGCCAGUGGCAGCACUGGCCGCCGUGGGCCAGCAACUAUCUAGUCAACUCAGUCAGCACAGAGCAGGAAUGGACAGUAUACUUAUGAUGAAGCGUAGCAUUAGUGUCCCCGGGGUGCCCUCAUUUGGUGCUUACGGGGAAGCCGGUGGGGAUCUCAAGUCCCACGCUGCCGGCGGUUCAAAGGUUUCAAUUCCAAAGCUGGACGACGAAAGCUUUGGCAACUUUUUCACCAAAGUCGAGAAAACCGUAGCAGCUACCAGGUUUAGCACCACCACCACCACCACCAGUAGUAGCAGCAGUUCGUCAGCGGAGGUCGUCAUCGGAGACUUCGACACGCUCAAGGUAGACAGCCAGCAGCGCCUGACACAGAAGAAGGUUGUCCAGGGACCGAAACGUCGCGGGGCCAUGUCGAAGAACCCGCUGAAGAAGCUGGCCGCACGGGACGAUCUGCAGACCGAGUACACCGAAAUCAAAACAGGUAUCGCCGAUAAAGAGUUGAAAAGACUCAAACUAGAAUCAAUUGCCAAAACUAGCAAUCUGGCCAUCGAAGCGCUCGCUGGCUUGGCUUCCAUGGAGGACUUUAAAUCGGUCGCACUAAAAUCUAGCAGUCUGCCGCUGAACCAGAGCUUCGUUCCGUACAAACCGUUGAUGUUGCUGCAUGUCAAGGGCCGGCGGCACGUUCAGACCAGGUUAGUGGAACCGGUAGCGCGGUCGAUCAACCGGGGAGAUUGCUUCGUGCUGGUCACCGCCGAUCGACUCUUUGCCUUCAUGGGUCAGUUUUCCAACGUGAUCGAGCGGUCACGGGCCAAGGAAAUUUGCGACGUGAUGGUUCGGGAUAAGGAUCUCGGAUGUGGAGCUGCUAGCGCUACGGUGAUCAGCGAUGGCAAGUCCUGCAGCGAGCGGCAGUUGCGUGAAUUUUGGAAACUGCUCGGACGCGGUCAAGAAGAUCAGAAAGUGGAAGUUUGCGAUUCCGGUCAUGCCGAUGAAGAUGAGCUGCUGGAGAGCUGCCUGAUUGAGACCAAUAAGGUUUACGAGUUCGAGGAUGACGCAUUGGUACCGCUGGAAGAGUACUGGGGUGCUGCACCGAAAAUUGCCAUGUUGGACUGUAAGAAAAUCUUGGUCUUUGAUUUCGGCAGCGAGCUGUACAUUUGGAACGGGAAGAAUGCUUCCAGCGAGGCAAAGAGGGCAGCCAUCAAGCUGGCUCAAGAGUUGUACUCACAGGAAUACAGCUACGAUAUGUGCCAGUUGAAUCCGAUCAAAUUUACGGAGCUGAGCGGUGAUAGACAGAGAGACGCCAGGCGAGUGGCGAAGAGUGGUUCGGUUCGUCCGGAAUGGUGCUUGAUAGCAAAGGUUACCCAACAUAUGGAAACGGUUCUGUUCCGACAGAAAUUCCUCGAUUGGCCGGAUAUAACCGUUCAACUGAAGGACGAUGGCUACCAAAUGGGGGACACUCCCAGCUUGGAUAUUAAGCCCGUCGAUGGAGAGAUGCUGUUCAAGGGACAACCCUAUGUGGAACCAAACUUGGUGCUCGAAAACUCCAGCUUGGGUCGUGGAAACUUUUACUACGACACCAAUACGAUGCGUCAUUUCGACGUACUCACGAUCUCAACGACCCAAUGGGAGAUUGACGAAUACGAAUACAAGGUAAUUGAGGGUUCCUCCUGUGGACACUUUUACUCGGACGAAAGUUACACCGUGCGUUGGAUGUACCAAGUGAGUGUUACCGUACGGGAGCUUAGUGGUAAGGUCUCGAAUCGAAGCACCAUUGUUGGACGUGACCGUUGCGCCUAUUUCUGCUGGCACGGAAAGGACGCUCCGGCCAACGAAAAAGGUGCUGCCGCUCUUCUGACCGUUGAACUGGACAAAGAGAAAGGCGCCCAGGUUCGCGUCGCUCAAGGUCAAGAAUCGUCCGCCUUCAUUCGGCUGUUCAAAAUUAUGUUCAUUCACAAGAGCAAGAAGACCCCGCGCAAUGCCUGGCGCCUGUACAUCAUCACCGGAAACUGUCCGGAAGAAACAGUUUGCACCGAAGUAACUUGCCAUGAACGUCAGCUACGCUCUCGUGCCACAAUGGUGCUAAUCCAGGGCGAAAAGGGUCGCGCAAUCCUCUGGACCGGUUGUAAGGCACUGCCCCAUGCUCGGGAAGUUGGUCAGAACGUGCUGAACGCCAUCAUCCAGAACAAAUAUUCCGAACUGUUUGACGAAACCCUGUCCUCCAUAACUUCAAAGACCCUUGAAGAAGGCCAAGAAAGUCACGAGUUCUUCGAAGCCAUCGAUGGAAGUGAAAAUCGCCAUCAGUACCACUCGCUGCUCGGUUCUCAUCAGGACUUUAAGUUCUCGCCUCGAAUCUUCAACCUGACCAGUAUCAACAACGGCAAUUUCGAGGCCACCGAAUUGCAGUACAAUCUGCGCUGCAAGGACCUUAUUUCGUCGUAUCCGUUCCGGCAGGACGACCUGUACAAUGCCCGCCAGCCGACGAUAUUCAUGAUCGAUAAUGGCCACAUCCUGUGGCUGUGGCAAGGUUGGUGGCCCACGGAGGACGGCGCGGGAAGCGAUAGCGGUAGCAACAGUGGUAGCGAUAACCACAGCAGCUUCGAUAGCAAUCGCUCCGGUGAAAACCGUUGGCAAACGGAACGCCGGGUGGCAAUGGAGACGGCCGUAGCUUACUGGAAGGCAAAGCAAGCCCAGCUCGGAAACAGUACCUCAGCCCAGAAGGGAUCGUCGAACAAGGUUACCAACGGAAACGACGAUCAACAGAAACGGCAACCCCUUCCGGACGAAAACGGUAACGGUGCCAUCGACGAGGUUGACGACGCCGAGAAAAACACUGCCAACAAUGGUACUACUCUACACGCUGCCAGCGACGUAACCGAUGACUGUGAUACUACUAUUACUACUAGUGACCGCGAUGCCAUUGUUCCGAAUGGUGCUAAUGAAGAAGAGGACCACGGGAAUGACGGGAUGCCACGGUGGGAGAACGAAAUCAACGGCUACGUGGUUUGGGCUGGCCUGGAACCGCUGGAGUUUAUCGCCAUGUUUCCCGACUGGGAGCAGCGAGACGAUGUUGCCGAGAUUAACGUGCAGGAUGGCCGUAAAUCCGCCCCGCAACCAAUUGCCAGCAGUCUCUCGCUUCUGUCGCGCAAGGAGUAUCCCCUGUCGGUGCUGCUGGAACGUCCGCUACCAGAGGGUGUCGACCCGACCAAGCUGGAACUGUACCUCCACGAGCAGGACUACCCGGAAGGGCUGGGCCUUACCAAGGCCGAGUUCGAUCAGCUCCCAGCGUGGAAGCAAACUAAACUCAAAAAGGAGCGGUGUUUGUUUUAAGUAAUCGGAAAUCAAGAUACACACACACACAAACAAACACAACUACACUCCAUCACUCACACAAUUAUU
Messenger RNA from Ochlerotatus camptorhynchus, 16166 nucleotides. RefSeq names its product Supervillin (gene Svil). The transcript has 14 exons. Gene Ontology annotation, biological process: cytoskeleton organization; barbed-end actin filament capping; actin filament severing. Gene Ontology annotation, cellular component: actin cytoskeleton; cytoplasm; nucleus. Bases 1548 to 16097 code for a protein of 4849 amino acids. Gene Ontology annotation, molecular function: actin filament binding; phosphatidylinositol-4,5-bisphosphate binding; transcription cis-regulatory region binding. The record is from RefSeq and is a predicted model, not a curated record. Lineage: Eukaryota; Metazoa; Arthropoda; Insecta; Diptera; Culicidae.